This is a messenger RNA of Nelumbo nucifera (sacred lotus), 1580 nucleotides long. Its product is annotated as putative trehalose-phosphate phosphatase J. Lineage: Eukaryota; Viridiplantae; Streptophyta; Magnoliopsida; Proteales; Nelumbonaceae. Gene Ontology annotation, molecular function: trehalose-phosphatase activity. Gene Ontology annotation, biological process: trehalose biosynthetic process. The record is from RefSeq and is a predicted model, not a curated record.
GGUUCUAUCUCUCACUCCCCUCCGACAUCGCUCUCCACUCCAUUCUCUAACUUCUAUUAAGUCGUCUCUCUUUUGGAGCCCAGCGUCCCUCUCUCUCUCUCUCUCUCCUUGACUGUGUGGUUUUCUGUUCGCGAUUCCCUAUUGAGUUAGUUUUCUAACCCUGACACUUAACCCAAGAAGCUACAGAGCAUAAGCAGAACCCCCCUUUUCUCUGUUGCUUCUUCUUCUUCCUCGUCUACUACCAAUUCUUCCUCCUAUCAACCUUAUAUUCUAAUUUGCUCAGUCUCUUCUUCACACGGAGGUUGGGAGAUUCUCAGUGCAUUCGAUUGAAGGAAAGAAAUGACGAAGCAGAACGUUGUCGUUUCCGAUGUGAAGUGCGGGAUUAAUGAUAUGAUCUCAGUCGUGCCGAAGGGGUCUCUGUUUCCCUCGACGGGACAGAAGCCACCCAAGGCACCAGAUGGGUACGUAAGCAUUUCUCGCAAUAAGUUCUUGAAAAAACUCGAAACAGGGGGAGGUGCCAGAAUCAAUCCCUGGGUUGAAUCCAUGAGAGCCUCUUCUCCUACACAUAUUAAGUCCAACCCAUCUCUGUCUUCGACUGUUCAUCAAGAAGACUCCUGGAUUCUUGAUCAUCCUUCUGCCUUGAACAUGUUCGAGCAGAUCAUGAGUGCUUCAAAAGGAAAGCAAAUCGUCAUGUUUCUCGACUACGAUGGUACACUAUCGCCCAUCGUGGACGACCCAGAUCGAGCUUUCAUGUCCCGGGCGAUGAGGGCAGCCGUAAAAGCCGUGGCAAGAUACUUCCCCACUGCCAUCGUGAGUGGAAGGUGCAGAGACAAGGUUUACAGCUUUGUACGUUUAGCAGAGCUGUACUACGCAGGUAGCCAUGGAAUGGACAUUAAAGGACCAGCCAAAGGUCCGAGAUACAGCAAAGGUAAUGAGCCAGUUCUCUUCCAACCCGCCAGUGAAUUCUUACCCAUGAUAGAUGAGGUGUACAAAGCAUUGGUGGAGAAAAUCAAAUCCAUCCCAGGAGCCAAGGUGGAGCAUAACAGGUUCUGUGUGUCUGUGCACUUCCGCUGUGUUGAUGAAAAGAAAUGGGGUUCACUAGCGGAGCAGGUUCGAGCUGUGCUCAAGGAGUACCCAAAGCUUCGACUGUCUCAAGGGAGGAAGGUACUUGAGAUCCGUCCGACUAUUAAAUGGGACAAAGGGAGGGCCCUGGAAUUUCUGCUGGAGUCACUCGGGUACGCCAACUGUAGUAAUGUUUUGCCUGUUUAUAUUGGAGAUGAUAGAACAGAUGAAGAUGCAUUCAAGGUUUUGCGCGAUAAAGGACUAGGUUUUGGAAUUCUUGUGUCUAAAAUUCCAAAAGAUACAAAUGCUUCUUACUCUCUUCAAGAACCAUCCGAGGUGAUGCUCUUCUUGCACCGUCUGGUGGAGUGGCAAAGACCGUCACGAGGGCGCCCUCGAGAGUCUAAAAUUUACAAUACAAGCACAUAAUCCGAGCAACUCUCCUACCCACAACCCACCCCCAAAAAUAUAAGGGUGAGAAUGGGAAGAUAAAUUGAUAAUAUGUAUUUUUCUUCUUGUUU